UCGAACUGAACGGUGUCUGGGGAUGCCAUACCUUCUGAUCAGUACAUUGCUGCGUUCGGAGACUGGUCCUACCAUGGUUGGGGAUGAUAUGUCUGAUCCUGCCAUCAUGAAUUAUCUAGGAGCUAGAAAAACCACCAUGCUGGGCAACAACUUUGGGGAGUAUCACGUGGGCGAGCCACCCAGGACUGUCCUGGACAAGUUGGAGAAGAUUGGCUUCAGCGUGGUGAGCAUGACAGGGGUGGGGCAGACACUCAUAUGGUGCCUGCACAAGGACACCUGCAUGUGAGCCACGGUGGCACCCCAUGAUCUGAAGAACGUACACAAAACUAUCAUGACGGUGUUCUCAUAUGUGUUAGUCCUUCAAUCAUACAGUAAGCACAGGCUUUGAUCAAGUGAACUAUUGUGUAUAUUUCUCAUUUCACAGUUAACUGAAUUACAUGUUAGUGUCAUUGCACUACAUUAUUAGCUUGUUUGACAUGUAUU
Sardina pilchardus (European sardine) is the source of this 483-nucleotide messenger RNA. Its product is annotated as GTP cyclohydrolase 1 feedback regulatory protein-like. The transcript is spliced from 3 exons. Gene Ontology annotation, cellular component: nucleus; cytoplasm. Gene Ontology annotation, molecular function: GTP cyclohydrolase binding. The coding region runs from base 23 to 286 and encodes 87 amino acids. NCBI's taxonomy places the organism in Eukaryota, Metazoa, Chordata, Actinopteri, Clupeiformes, Clupeidae. Gene Ontology annotation, biological process: negative regulation of biosynthetic process. The record is from RefSeq and is a predicted model, not a curated record.